CGUCUGAACCAACGGUGCACUUUCUGGGCAGGAUCGCGGCUGUUGAGCGUGACGUUGGGGCAACCGUUUACAAUUAGGUCAUGCCAAAGUAUAAAUGGCAUAGGAUCACAUCCUCGAGCGGGUGAUCCAAUUGGGCAUGCACAAAGCUGA
Molecule: messenger RNA, 150 nt
Organism: Haemonchus placei
Lineage: Eukaryota; Metazoa; Nematoda; Chromadorea; Rhabditida; Trichostrongylidae
Source: the annotation of a GenBank genome assembly